Molecule: messenger RNA, 6609 nt
Organism: Mya arenaria
Lineage: Eukaryota; Metazoa; Mollusca; Bivalvia; Myida; Myidae
Product: ras guanine nucleotide exchange factor F-like
Exons: 10
Coding region: 177-2423 (748 amino acids)
Cellular component (GO): cytoplasm
Molecular function (GO): chromatin binding; protein binding
Source: RefSeq, a predicted model, not a curated record
UUACUAUUUUAGUCACUAAGUUGUUGGCACAAUGUUGCCAGAGAGUGAAGUCUUGUGUUGUGAGGGAAACUGGAGUGCCCGGAGAAAACCCAGUUGUCCAGCUUGGUGACCACUAACCAAACCCACAUGCACUCAGGCCAGGAAUCGAACACGGGUCACCUUGUCAGAGAGAGUAAAUGGUAAGGUAUCAACUAUGUGACCCUGGUAAUGCUGUUGUCAUGACAACCACGCCCAUCGAGAGUCAUGUGACUUGCAAGUGCUCGCAGGUCAAGGUCACAGCAAGGUCAAGCUUUCCACAGAGUCGAUGCAAACAUGCCUGCUGCCUGCACGAGAAUUAUGUGUACGCGUUCGCUGGCAAGGAUGGGAACAUCGCUCUUAAAGACUUCUGGAGAUUCAAUUUAGGUAACAAACAAUGGGAGUCAGUGUGUUUCCGUGGAGAUUUGCCACACCACCUAGAAGGCCAUACCCUAGUAUCCUGCAAGAAGCUGAUGUUGAUAUUUGGCGGGGAGUUUGGGGAUUCCCUCACUGAGUCUUCUCUCUGGAUCAUUAACCCAGACCUCGGCUAUAUUCGUAAGAGCAACCUGGAUUGCGGAUCUGACCGCCCCUGUAUCCGACGCUAUCACACGGCUGUUGUGCAUGAUGGAGCCAUGUAUGUGUACGGAGGGUAUAUAGACAUGAAGGGAUCCAGUGCAGAGCUCUGGAAAUAUAAUAUAGAUGAUGAAGAGUGGGAACAGGUGAAACCAAAGCAGUCAUCAAGGGACCAGCCGGGCGGUCGUCAUGGUCACUCUGCGGUCAUGUUCAACAAACACAUGGUCAUCUAUGGGGGCAGCUGUGACCUUGUUCCCAAGGCAGAACUCUGGUCUUACAGUUUGGGUGUGCGGCGGUGGCUGAGAAUCAAGACUAAAUAUGGACCACCAGCCCUGUCAGGACACUCAGCUGUUGUGAUCAGUCAGCGUAUGUUUGUGUUUGGCGGGGAGAACAACAGGGAACCCGUCAACUCACUCUGGUACUUCUGCUUCAGAUCAGAGCGCUGGACCCAGAUCAUGAUGAAUGAUUCGACUCCAGCCAGAAUGUACCACUCAGCCCUUUUUGUGACCCCUUCAGCUGAAAAUAAUGCCAUUAAGGCCAGUUCCAUGCCCUACUUACAGAAGAAAAUUGCCAAAAUGAAGCUAGAGAGACCUAGAUCUAGUCCUGGCGAAAGGUCAUCCAUAGCUUCAACAUCGGGGUAUGUUCGAGGCUUGAAUUUUGAGAAAUCUGAAUCAUCCAGAAGAAUCAAUUAUCAAAAUCAAGCUUCUGAAAGAAAAGUUGAGAGACCUCAGGUUUUAACUAUUGACAGCUCAGGAAGUGAAGACAGUUUGAAGGUUACGCCAUCUCCUUCAGAAAAUGUGGCUGAUAAAUCUCCUUUGUGUCCAAAAAAGAUGGAUAUAAAUUACAAUGCAUUAGAUAUUCUUGACAGAAAUUCUGUCAACUGUGGUAUAGACAAUCCUGGCGUGUCAGACAGCACUGAGGAGUUGAUCCGUGAAAGCAGUGUUCAGCAUUUAUACCAAGACGGAGGUCAAGUUGACUCAAUCUCUAAAGGCCGUUCAGUGUUUGAGCGGUCAUUAAGUUACACUACGGAGUUAGAAAGAUCUCAGAAACGCUCAGGUAUUAUAGAGAGGUCUUAUAGUGGCCAUGUAUUGCAUAGGUUAGAAGUAUUAGAAAACAAACUAGUCAAUGAUGUAGACAAAAACUAUAGUUCUAAAAAGUUUAGGCUAGAUCCAGAGCUUGUUAUAGAGGACCUUGAGCAUGUUGAUUGUUUUCCGUAUGACAUAGAAAUUAAUUACCCGAGCUCAAAUGGUAAAAAAUUUAACUUGAGUAUUUCUUCAGAAUCUGUGCUGCUCCCGAAUGAAUGCGAAACCAUGGAGAUAAUAGAGUUGGAAAAUUGCUUGUCAAGAACUCGUAGCAAAUCAACAGGAGAAGUGCAUACUUGUUUCCUAGACAAGCAAAGAUCAGAAAAAGUGACGUAUAGCAAAGAAACGGAAGAGGUGCAGAUUUUAGCUGGUUUGAGUCAUGUUAUAGGGGAAAGUGGUCAAAAUGUUGAGCGUAGAAAUGACAAAAAUACUUUGUAUGACAAUAUAGUUAAAGCCAGACGGAGUGAUCAAAGGGGAGUAACUGUGUAUCCUGAUACUAAACAAAGGGAAGUAACUGGAAGUCAUUAUUCAGUUGAUUCAAGGGAGACAACUUUCAUGAGUUCAGAUGGGACUGAACAAGGUGGUCCAAGGUUGUACCAGAAGAAACAGCAACAAGCCAACAACAGAGUGAUAAAGCCCACAGUACCCCAGGAAUCCCCUUACAUUCUGGUUAUAGGCGGCAGGGACAAUCAGACAGUCAACUUCGGAAUCAAGCCCCUACAGUUGUGGAAACUGCAAGUCAGUCCCUUAUGAUAGGGCCCUGAAACUAGGCAUCUCAUGAUAUUGAUCUUUUAACAACCAGAUUGUAAUCUUUAUCAAACCUCUACACUUGUGGAACUAACAAGCCAACCACUUGUGAUAGGGUUCUGGAGUUAGACACCUUGUGAUAUUGAUCUAUUAACAACCAGACUGUAAUCUUUAUCAAACUGCUACACUUGUGGUAAUUACACUUCAGCCCCUCAUGACAGGGUCCAGGAAUCAGGCACCAUGUGAUAUUGAUCUAGUAACAACCAGACUGUAAUCUUUAUCAAACUGCUACACUUGUGGUAAUUACACUUCAGCCCCUCAUGACAGGGUCCAGGAAUCAGGCACCAUGUGAUAUUGAUCUAGUAACAACCAGACUGUAAUCUUUAUCAAACUGCUACACUUGUGGAAAUUACAGGUCAGCCCCUUAUGACAGGGUCCAGGAAUCAGGCACCAUGUGAUAUUGAUCUAAAAACAACUAGAUUGUCAUCUUCAAUGUCAAACCUCUACACUUGUGGAAAUUACAAGUCAGCCUCUUGUGAAAGGGUCCGGGAAUCUUUAUGACACCUUGUGAUAUUAAUCUAUUUACAACCAGAUUGUAAUCAUUGAUAUUAAACCCUUACAGAUAUUGAAACUACACAGCCUCUUUUGAAAGGGUCUUGAAAUUCGGUCUUGUUAUUGUCAUCCUCUUCAACUACUUUUGUAUUUCUUGUGUUAAUUUAUGGAACCGUUAUGAUAUAUUGUUAUUGUUGAAACAUAUAUAUGCCAGAAAACUAAAUUAUGUAAAAUUUCUUUAUCAAAUUAUAUUGUAUUUUUGUUUUAAAUCAAUUCAUAAUUACAUUUUUUACAUAUUGACAGAAAAAUCUAAAGAUUUAUAUAUGUUUACAGUUAAUAAUCAAUUUGUAAUAUUUUGUAACAGAAUUAUUGUUUUUUUUAUCUAAGGAUAUUGUUAAACUGAAUCUUUAUUAAACUAAAACAUGUCUUAUGCUCAUUUACAUGAGAUCAAGCAGUAAAUAGUCUUACAAUUGUUUUUUUUUGCAAUUGCCAGUUUUUUGGAGGUUUGAUAAAAUAGUUUUACAGAAAAGAAACUUUAUACAAUAGAUAUCUAUCUUAAAAGUACCCAAGACCUCUUUCAAAACAUGUCGACCAUGUGCUCCGCCAAUCUGUCAGGGAACUAUGACAUCAUAUGUGCUGCUUACAUCAUUAUGACUAUAUAAGAUCCAUGUCCCCAUGUUGCUGUUCAUAUAGAAGUACACAUCAGCCAAUUGUUUAAAAAAAUGAAAUGUAAAUUUUAAUGGUCUCCGUAAGUUGGAAGUAAUCGCUAUGAUGUACUAGUCAGCAUAUGAUUUCCCCAACCUUGUAGUGGGUUGUUAUCUUACUGUGAUAAAAUCAUCAUCACUGUCAUUGUUUUAUCAUUAACUGCAGCAGCAGCAACAACAUUGUCAUAAUCAUCAUACUUUUAUGCCAGCAUUGUUAACAACUUAUCUGAUAAAAGCAGUCUCAUUAACAAGGCAAGUUUUUUGCUUAAUAUCACUUGGACCCGUUAACCGGAAUAACAAAAAAACUCAACUCUCCCCUAAGGCCUUAUUAUAAUAAAUUGUUUGUAUGGCCUUAUUUGACCAAAUAUCUGCGACCCAAAUUUUUAAAAAUAUUUUUUAUAAAAUCCUAGAUACUGUCAUACCCGUCAACGAGUGGGUCGCGUAAGGCACGACAAACUAUUAAUUGCGGCCUCAUAGUUGUUUUUAUCAGCAGCAUUUAAAACAUAAUCUCCAUCCUUUUUUCAGCAGCAUUUACAGCAUAAUCUCCAUCAUUUUUAUUAUCAGCAUUAACUGCAUAAUCUUCAUCAUAUUUAUCAUCCAUUUUUUGCCAUUUUAUUAUCAUUAUCUCAGUGUUACCUGUACCUCUGUUAUGAUUGUUAUUUUUACCACAAACAGCAUGCAGUUUGAAGAAAUCUAUUCCAUGUUAACCAUUGUAAAAAGAAUUCAAAUAUGUAAUUUUAGUUAUCCUAGUGCAGAAACCUUUUGUUUCGUCAUGGCAUGAAUAUAUCUUCUAUCAAUAUUUGAUAUUAUGGUAUAAGUGCAUAUGUAGUGUACUUGUUAUAUCCAUAAUCCUGGACUAUUCUAUCUCACUGUUGAAUGCAUAAUGAUAGAAAUUAUGUUAAUCAAGUUUGUUUUACAUAUAUAUCUCUUUAAAAAUACUUUAACAUCAUUGUAUAUUGAAAUUGACUCUCAAAUAAUCAUUUGUGUAAGAAAUGAAAGUCCACAAGUAAGCGGUACUGUUAUGUUUCACCAUAUACUGCAUGUACAUGACUGUACAUAUAAUAUUCAACUUCAAGUGGAUAUCUUUUUUGUCGUUUUUGUGAUAACAUAUUUUUUUUUCUUUAAAGCUGCAUUCUCACAGAUUGAACAUAUUGACAACUUUUUUAUUUUUUUAUCUUGAAAUGAGCCAAUUUUUGCAAAAAUCCAUGGAAACCAGUUAUGUAAGACUACUGACAAUAAAUAGAUUGCAGAUUUUUAUAUUUAAGUUAAAAAAAUGAUGUUUUAUGGAUUUUUCAUAAAUUGUUACUUAGUAAACAGUUUAAGCCAUAAAACAUUAACUUUCGAAGGGAAAUAUGAAAAUCUAUGAUCUGAUUUUUUGUCAGCAUUCUUAAAUCACUGGUUUGCAGAAAUAUAUGCAAAAAUUUGCUCUUUCCAAGACAAAAAUUAAAAAAAGUUGUAAAAAUGCUAUAUCUGUGAGAGUGCAGCUUUCAGAAUGAAAAUUUAUGACCAUUAUAUGUAGAAUAAAUUAGAAACACUAUUGCCUAAAUUUCAAUAUUUGAAUAGAGAAGAAAAUGGUUUAAAGUACAGCAAGCAUCAUUUUUUCAACUUAAAUCCUACUUUUAUUCUACAUGUUCCAAUCAUUGAUGUGCCAGUCUAUUGUUUUAUAAUUUUAACUUUUUUGUACAAUAUAUAUUAAGUUUUUUCCUGUUCUAUAAUCACAGAUUUUCUUUUGUUAAUUGUAUCUUGAGUGCAAUAUUUUCGGUAGAGCUCACAGACAUGACUUGUGUUUCUGUUAUAUUUGUAGUAUUCUUUCCUGGUUAGUAUAUGUAUUUUUAGUAUGUCAACUCCAACCUUAUUUAAUUGGCCAAAAUUAUUCUACUUCCCAAUUGCCAAAAUAUAAAAAGUUCUUGAAAAGUCCACUCCUUUGUUUGGUAUAAUCAGUGUAUUAUUAAAUUUACAUUCUUAAGAGUGCUUGGACUUUAAUUGAAGGAUUCAUAAAGUUAUGAAAAUAAAGAUCUUUAUGAUAAUUGUGAUAAACAAUUUUUUUUAGUAAAAUUCAGCUUAAGUCGGAACUUUGGCUUAAUAAAAUAUGCUCCAUAAGCUUGCUAUGCUUAGGAACUCUUGAGAAAUUGAGGCCUGAUCAUCAUUUGUUCUUUUUAUCUGAGAUACAUUCAAGAUCUUUAUAUUUUUGACCAGUGUAUUCAUAUAUUGAUACCAUAAAGCUUCUAUUCAUACUACAUUUACUUUUGCAAAUUAUACGAAAGUGAUAACAUUUUAACAGUAGUUGUUAAUUUGCAUUAUAGAAUUACAAGUUAUAUACAUGCUUUUACAUCAAUGUUUGAAAUAAAUGAUAUUGACAUGAUAGGCAUGAACCUCCUUAGCGUGGCAAUCCUCAGAAUUUGGCAUGUAAUGUCAUUCAGCCUAGCACACCUCAGCAUGUUGCACGUUAAUGUCAAAGAUCCCUACAUGACAAAAAUUAAAGAAAAGCAUAAUUAACAUUUCUUUUAUAUUUUUUUGGGACAGGUUCUCAUUAUGAUGUUUAAGUUUUUUUAAUAUAAAGAUAUACAUUUUUAUCAAAUCAAAACGAAAACUUUACUUAAGUGCUAUCAUGGCACAUACUGCUAUUAAAAGCAAUAUUGGAAUUUGAGAUCUUUAAAAAUAUGUAUUUUAAAGGUUUGUCAUUAGACCCAAAACUUUGGACCCAAUUGGUACAUCAUAUAUAAAAUGCAUUUUGUAGUUAAACCAGUUGUUACCAAUGCGAAAUGUACGAAGAUCAAAUUGAAUUUAUUGUUUUUGUUUUGUUUAUGGUUUACAAGUUUGAUUGGUAGGUAAAUUGUUUUAUUGAUAUUUGCACGAUGUGAUAUUUAUCCAUAAUAUUUAUUACUAUUAUUAUAUGUCAUGUUGUAGUUAUUGAUUUUAUAAUAAAAAAUAGACAA